Messenger RNA from Sesamum indicum (sesame), 4347 nucleotides. RefSeq names its product phytochrome C (gene PHYC). Gene Ontology annotation, molecular function: protein homodimerization activity; photoreceptor activity; phosphorelay sensor kinase activity. The record is from RefSeq and is a predicted model, not a curated record. NCBI's taxonomy places the organism in Eukaryota, Viridiplantae, Streptophyta, Magnoliopsida, Lamiales, Pedaliaceae. Gene Ontology annotation, biological process: regulation of DNA-templated transcription; protein-tetrapyrrole linkage; red, far-red light phototransduction.
CCUAUCUCUACUUCACUUUUCUACUAUGGAUUCUGGAUGAACGCACCCCACCCCACUGUAACUAUCUUUAAAAGACACUAUAACAUGGCUGUAAUGUUUGGGAAACUACAGUUGGAAGAAUAUUUUUGGAUAUAUAUCAUUCUUUUCACCAUGUACUCAUAUUUUUCUUGAUUUUUUGGGGACAAAGCUCAGACAAUUCAGCACCCUUUCACGGGUUGCUGAUUCCAUACCUUGCAAUCUCUUCCACCGAUAUGCUAUUGGAGUAACAGUGACGAGAAUUUGGAUAGUCUGAGAAGGUUUGGACAUGAUGUCGUCCAAAUCGACCACAAACAAGACAAGCUGUUCUAGGAGCAGCUCUGCUAGGUCGCGGCAAGGCGCUCGUAUAGCUGCUCAGACCCCCAUUGAUGCCAAACUUCAUGUAGAUUUUGAACAGUCUGAACAACAAUUUGAUUACUCGAGUUCUGUUAAUGCAUCCAAUGCCGUUAGUGAUGUUCCUUCUUCAACAGUAUCAUCUUAUCUUCAGAGGAUGCAAAGGGGCAGCCUUGUUCAGCCAUUUGGUUGCUUAAUUGCAAUUGAUGAGCAGGACCUCAGGGUCUUAGCGUAUAGUGAGAAUGCGCCAGAAAUGCUAGACUUGGCACCACAUGCAGUUCCAAGCAUGGAACAACAGGAGAUUCUGAGUUUUGGCACUGAUGUUCGGACACUCUUCCGACCUUCAGGUGCUGCUGCGCUGCAAAAGGCAGCCAAUUUUGGGGAAGUUAACAUGCUUAAUCCAAUAUUGGUCCAUAGUAAAAGCUCUGGUAAACCCUUCUAUGCAAUUUUACAUCGCAUUGAUGUUGGAUUAGUUAUAGAUCUGGAACCUGUGAAUCCAUCCGACGUGCCAGUUACAGCUGCUGGGGCACUGAAAUCAUACAAGCUUGCAGCUAAAGCCAUCUCUAGGUUACAAUCUCUAUCAAGUGGGAAUAUAUCACUGUUGUGUGAUGUAUUGGUUAAAGAAGUAAAGGAUUUAACUGGUUAUGACCGCAUUAUGGUAUAUAAAUUUCAUGAUGAUGACCAUGGGGAAGUUGUUGCAGAGUGCCGCAGGCCUGACUUGGAACCUUAUCUUGGCUUAGAUUAUCCCGCCACUGAUAUACCACAAGCAUCAAGAUUCCUGUUCGUGAAGAAUAGGGUUCGGAUGAUAUGUGAUUGCCUUGCUAGGCCUGUUAAAGUAAUGCAAGAUGAGGCUUUGGCUCAACCCUUGAGUCUUGCCGGUUCCACCUUACGGCCGCCACAUGGGUGUCAUGCCCAAUAUAUGGCGAACAUGGGGUCUAUUGCAUCACUUGUGAUGUCUGUCAUGAUAAACGAAGAGGAUGAUGACACGGAUAGCAAUCAAGAAACGAGAAGAAAAUUGUGGGGUUUGGUGGUUUGCCACCAUACCAGCGCCAGGUUCAUCCCUUUUCCAUUGAGAUAUGCUUGUGAAUUCUUGGUUCAGGUUUUUGGUGUUCAAAUCAACAAGGAAGUUGAGUUGGCAGCUCAACUGAAGGAGAGGCAUAUUCUGCGCACUCAAACUGUGCUUUGUGAUAUGCUACUAAGAGAUGCUCCAAUGGGCAUUGUAACUCAGUCGCCCAAUGUUAUGGACCUUGUAAAGUGUGAUGGAGCUGCACUUUAUUACCGUAAGAAAUGCUGGUUGCUUGGGGUGACACCUACAGAGGCACAAAUUAAAGAUAUAGCUGAAUGGCUUCUAGAAUUCCAUGGCAACAGUACUGGAUUAAGCACUGAUAGCCUCAUGGAAGCAGGCUAUCCAGAUGCUUCAAUUCUUGGGGAUGCUGUCUGUGGAAUGGCUGUUGUGAAGAUAACUUCCAGUGAUUUCCUAUUCUGGUUUCGUUCCCAUACAGCAAAGGAGGUUAAGUGGGGUGGCGCUAAACAUGACCCUCAUGACAAAGAUGAUGGCAGCAAAAUGCACCCGAGGUCAUCAUUUAAGGCCUUCCUAGAGGUGGUUAAGAGGAGAAGUCUACCAUGGGAAGAUGUGGAAAUGGAUGCAAUCCAUUCGCUGCAGCUGAUAUUGAGAGGAUCUUUGCAAGAUAAGGUGGCAGAUGAAUCCAAAAUGAUUGUGAGUGUUCCAGCAGUCGACACAAGCAUUCAGAGGGUGGAUGAACUGCGUGUCGUGACUAAUGAAAUGGUUCGCCUCGUUGAAACUGCAUCAAUACCCAUUCUGGCUGUAGAUACCUCUGGUUAUAUCAAUGGCUGGAAUUCUAAAGUGGCUGAACUUACUGGUUUAGAUUUACAAAAAGCUCUUGGUAGACCUUUUCGUGAUCUGGUAGUUGAUGAUGCAGCUGACAGAUUGAAUCACAUUCUCACCCUAGCUUUGAAAGACAAGGACGAGAAGAAUGUAGAAAUCAAACUGAAAACAUUUGGUGCUCAGGAAAAAAAUGGUCCUGUUAUUUUGGUUGCUAAUGCAUGUUGCAGUCGAGAUGUGAAGGAAAAUAUAGUUGGUAUUUGCUUUGUUGGGCAAGAUGUUACUGCAGAAAGGAUGAUUUUGGACAAAUACAAUCGUGUACAAGGCGAUUAUGUCGGUAUUAUGAGGAACCCUUGUCCACUGAUUCCUCCUAUUUUUGUGAUGGAUGAAGAUGGCCGAUGCGUGGAGUGGAAUGAUGCAAUGCAAAAACUGUCUGGUCUAAAGAGGGAACAAGCCAUUGAGCAAAUGCUUCUGGGUGAGGUCUUCACAGUUCAUUCCUUUGGCUGCCAGGUCAAAGAUCAGGAUACUCUGACCAAGCUCAGAAUAUUGCUUCAUACUAUAAUUGCGGGCCAGAAUGCAGAUAAAGUGGUCUUUGGUUUUUUUGAUCAGCAGCAUAAAUAUGUAGAAGCAUUGGUUUCAGCAAACAGGAGAACCGAUUCGGAAGGCAGGAUUACUGGAGUGUUGUGCUUUCUGCAUGUUGCUAGCCCCGAACUUCAACAUGCAAUGGAGGUUCAAAAAGUCACUGAACAGGCAGCAGUAAAUACCCUAACAAAGUUGGCUUAUAUUCGAACUGAAAUGAGAAAUCCCUUGAGUGGGAUAAAGUGUCUCCAGAACAUGAUGAAAUUGUCAGAUUUGAGCAAAGAACAGAGGCAACUACUAAGGACUAGCGAAUUGUGUGGAGACCAGUUGGCCAAAAUCAUUGAUGACACUGAUAUUGAGGGCAUUGAAGAAAGUUAUAAUGAGAUGAAGUCUGAUGAAUUUAAUCUUGGGGAAGCUUUAGAAGUGGUCAUGAAUCAAGUUAUGAUUCUGAGUCAGGAGCGGCAGGUGCAGAUCAUGUAUGAUUUGCCGUCUGAAGUAUCGUCUAUUUUCCUGUAUGGUGAUAUACUGAGGCUUCAGCAAGUUCUUUCAGACUUUUUGGCUACUGCUCUCUUGUUUACUCCUGCUUUUGAAGGAUCGUCAAUUCUUUUCAAAAUAAUUCCAAGAAAGGAGAGUAUAGGAACAAAGAUGCAUGUCCUCCAUGUCGAAUUUCGGAUUACUCAUCCGGCUCCAGGGAUCCCUGAAGAGUUAAUACGAGAGAUGUUUUACUGCAACCAUAAUGUCUCCAAAGAAGGUCUUGGCCUCUACAUCAGCCAAAAACUUGUUAAGAUCAUGAACGGUUCUGUACAAUACCUCAGGGAGGCGGAGAAAGCAUCUUUCAUCAUUCUACUAGAAUUCCCAUUUGCUCACAAAAGUUGACUACUUCUGAUGAUUCCAGUAUGCAAAUAAUUACAACUGAUGUAAAAAAGUUCAUAUUUCAAGUGGAGGGCCUUCCCUCAAGUUGGUAACCUGAUUUUACAACUAAGUUAUUUGAGCCAUCAAAGACAAGAAACUUGUGAUGUGCUCCGUUUCCAGAACGGCCCAUAUGACUUCAAUAUCUUGAGCUGAAUCUAUCCACGGUUGUGCCUGUCGGGACUCACAAUAUGUAGACUCCAGCAUGUCGUUUCAGUUUCUGGAAUUCCAACCAUUUUCUGCAUCGAACUUUAGCUCAACAUUGGGGACUUCUCAGCCACCGUUGGAGCAGAACUUGACGACUCAUAUUUAUUAGUCCAUAAAGCCGAUAGGCUACAGCAAUCUAAGACUAGUUGUGAGCUAUUGAAGCCACAGAAGCUUUUCUUGAGGAAGACAGGUACCUUGUAAAUGUCUUUGUUGGAGAGCCCUUCAAGUUAGGUGACAAUUAGGCAUAGUUCACUCAACACAAAUAAUGCCUUGUGAAAGAUUACUGUUAUUGCUACUGUGUAACAGUUGGUAGUGGUUUACCAGUGUUUGAAAUUAUGAAAUGUGGUAAACUAGGAACAGUUAUGUAAUGCAAGGAUUCACUAACAUAAGUUACAAUAAAAUCAGGCAGAAUCUGUAUGGUUUCUGCCAAGUUAUGAGUU